CACGGGGGAGACACGGGGGAGACAGGGGUAGACACGGGGGAGACAGAGGGAGACAGAUGUCCAGUAGGGACGGGUCAGACAGUUACAUCGAAGACGGCGUGACCGGAUGACACGGAGAGAGAGAGAGAGACACGGUGAGACAGAGACACGGCGAGACACAGAGGCAGGGAUAUACAGUAUAGAGAGAGGGGAAACCAGGGAGGCACUGCUUAGUGAGACGUUGAGCCCAUAGGGUUACCGAUAGAGACACAGACAGUCACAUAGGAGGGGGAGGAGGAUGGAGGAAGGGAUGGAAACCCCCCUCGUGGUGCUGCGCUGUGGCCCCUACGAGGCGUGUGGACUGGUUCGUCACCGGCCCUGGAGGCUCCUGGGACUCCUGUCCCUGCUCCGCCGACACGGGUUCACGUGCGCGCCGGAGCGCGUGCACGCGCGCGGUCACGUGGAGCUGCGCGUGCGCGGGGAGGUGGUGUUCACGUGCCGCGUCACGGACCUCGAGUUCGGAGGAGACGGGGGUAUCGACCCCCUAUGCCAGGCGGCACUCCGAGCUGUGCAGAACGCAGUCUGACUCUGUCUCCGCGGAUCUCCUUGGCGCGAAGAGCCGAGCAAGAGUCACCAUCGCUCGAGACACCACGCGGGCGAUGCCCUCCUCACCAGACCUCCUCCUCCACCGGCAUUCCCCUGACCGACCGUCACAUUGCGCUACGUAUGGUGCAAAAGAAGUUCGACACUCAGUGGAUUUUCACCAGGACAUAAUGGAGAAACCACGGUGGCGAGGUGUUAGCUACAUCACGUGGUGUGCAGGAGGUCGUUGGUUCGAUCCCUACCCUGACGCCUGCUGCUGUAUAUUUUAGAGUUUUCAUGUUCUCCUCUCUCCCCGUGGUCCCGUGGAUUUUUCCUCCGGGUCCUCCGGUUUUUCCCUCCACAAUUAAUUCCCUCCACAUUUAAUUCGACAAUA
Molecule: messenger RNA, 955 nt
Organism: Petromyzon marinus (sea lamprey)
Lineage: Eukaryota; Metazoa; Chordata; Hyperoartia; Petromyzontiformes; Petromyzontidae
Gene: C8H10orf53
Product: chromosome 8 C10orf53 homolog
Source: RefSeq, a predicted model, not a curated record